Molecule: messenger RNA, 228 nt
Organism: Adineta steineri
Lineage: Eukaryota; Metazoa; Rotifera; Eurotatoria; Adinetida; Adinetidae
Source: the annotation of a GenBank genome assembly
AUGGAACAAGCAGCAUCGAAUAAUCAACAAACAACAGAAUUUUCAGGUUGUGGUUCUGAUCCAAAUAACGUUGGUUCAAUUCAAAGUGUAAAAGAUGAUAGCAACAGUGGUGGUGAUGUCAAAGAACUCAUUGCAUUAGUCGGACAUGGUCCUAGUGGACAAGGUUCCAGUUGUGUAAGUGCUAAUGGUGUUGCUCAAGCAAACAGCUUAGCAGCAAACAAGAUGUAG